UGUCAAUGGUGGUACAUCUUUUAGUAAACGUCCGUUUCAAAAACCGCAUCUACGAAUCAGCCGUGACGAUCGACUCAUACAUUAAUCUCCCUCUAUAUAAACACACCAACCCAAAUCAUGAACACCACCAACUCACACUCAUUCAUCACCAUCAACACCAAAAAUGGCAGUACUCAAGAGAAUCAAACUGGGUUCACAAGGGCUCGAGGUAUCAGCACAAGGACUCGGCUGCAUGGGCAUGUCCGCAUUUUACGGACCUCCAAAGCCGGAAUCCGACAUGAUUGACCUCAUCCACCACGCCAUUGACUCCGGUGUCACUUUUCUUGACACUUCCGAUAUCUACGGACCUUUCACCAAUGAAAUUCUUCUGGGCAAGGCUCUUAAAGGUGGGGUUAGAGAGAAAAUGGAGCUGGCUACUAAAUUUGGGAUAGUUUUUGAAGAUGGGAAAAGGGAGAUUAAAGGUGAUCCAGCUCAUGUAAGAGGUGCUUGUGAGGCUAGUUUGAAGCGGCUUCAAGUUGAUUCUAUUGAUCUUUAUUAUCAACAUAGGAUUGAUACUUCUAUUCCUAUUGAAAUCACGAUGGGGGAAUUGAAGAAAUUAGUUGAAGAGGGUAAGAUAAAGUAUGUAGGUUUAUCUGAGGCAUCUGCUUCAACAAUCAGAAGAGCUCAUGCUGUUCACCCGAUUACAGCUAUUCAAUUGGAGUGGUCCUUGUGGACAAGAGAUGUGGAAAAGGACAUUGUUCCUAUUUGCAGGGAACUUGGCAUUGGCAUUGUUGCAUACAGUCCUCUUGGACGGGGAUUCUUUUCUUCAGGGCCUAAGCUGGUUGAAACAUUUGAAGAAGGUGACUUUCGGAAGUACUUGCCAAGGUUCGAACCUGAAAAUCUCGAGCAUAACAAACGCCUUUUUGAGAGGGUUAAUGAAAUUGCAGCGAGGAAACAAUGCACUCCGUCACAACUAGCACUGGCCUGGGUUCAUCACCAAGGAGACGAUGUGUGUCCCAUUCCUGGAACUACCAAGAUAGAGAACUUCAACCAGAACAUCGGAGCUCUGUCUGUGAAACUUACACCUGAAGAAAUGGCUGAACUUGAAUCCAUUGCCUCUGCAGAUGCUGUAAAAGGUGAAAGAUAUGGCGGCAGCGCGUAUACAUUUGAGUCGGCGGACACUCCUCCUCUGUCUUCAUGGAAAGCCGUUUAAAAUGUAGUCAGCAUGUGUGAGUUACAUCCUCGUCAUCUUCUGGAUUUCAAGGUUUUCGCUUCUGCCUGUCUAGUAUACCUUAUAGACAGAGAAAAUAUCUGUGUUACAAACAAUGUCAUGUUUCAAUUUGAAAAAAUGAAUCAUUUUCAAUA
Messenger RNA from Mercurialis annua (annual mercury), 1344 nucleotides. Its product is annotated as probable aldo-keto reductase 2. The transcript has 5 exons. NCBI's taxonomy places the organism in Eukaryota, Viridiplantae, Streptophyta, Magnoliopsida, Malpighiales, Euphorbiaceae. Gene Ontology annotation, cellular component: cytoplasm. The record is from RefSeq and is a predicted model, not a curated record. Bases 164 to 1192 code for a protein of 342 amino acids.